CCGUAUAAGCCCACCGCAGUCUCCUCGCUUCACACACUCCUCGCUCCACUGCCAUUUCCCGCGUAGCCCCCUCGGCUUCUCUUACAUUUACAUUCAGGUCCUCCCCCCCUCACGGUUCUUCACGCGCGCGAGGGCCCCUUUGUUUUCUCGUAUUUACAAACAGGUCCCUCCCAUGGACAAGAAGCAGGGCUUCUUCUCCGCGCUCCGGGAGGAGGUCGCCCGCGGCCUCUCGCCGGCGCGCGCUCGCCGCCGGUCGCAGGCGGCCGCCGCGGCAGAGGUGGCCGCGGCGCUGCGGUACGCGGGAGGUGGUGGUGGGGGGGAGAUGCUGGCGCCGCUCAUGGAGGGCCCGGAUCCGGAGUCGGGAGACGGCGGGAGAUCGUCGUCGUCGGCGGCGGCGGCGAGGAGGGAAGGGUGGGGGCGGUGGGUGCGCGGCCAGCUGUCGCGCGCGCCGUCGACGGCCGGCGCGGCGGUGGUCGCGGCGGGUGGUGGCGGCGGCGCGGCGAGGCGGAACGACCUGAGGCUGCUGCUCGGCGUCAUGGGCGCGCCGCUCGCGCCGGUGCACGUCGCCGCCGGCGAGCCGCUCCCCCACCUCAGCAUCAAGGACACCCCCAUUGAGACCUCGUCGGCGCAGUACAUUCUGCAGCAGUAUCUGGCUGCCUCCGGGGGGCAGAAGCUGCUGUCAUCGGUGAGGAACUCGUACGCCAUGGGCAAGGUGAGGAUGGUGGCGACGGAGUUCGAGACCGGCGGCCGCGUGGUGAGGAACCGCAUGGCGGCGCGCGCCACGGAGUCCGGCCGGUUCGUGCUGUGGCAGAUGGCCCCGGAGAUGUGGUACAUUGAGCUCGCCGUCGGCGGGAGCAAGGUGCACGCCGGCUGCAAUGGCAAGCUCGUGUGGCGCCACACGCCGUGGCUCGGCGCGCAUUCCGCCAAGGGCCCCGUCCGCCCUCUCCGCCGCGCACUCCAGGGCUUGGAUCCUCUGACCGCGGCGAGCAUGUUUGCCGGUGCGCGGUGCAUUGGCGAGAGGAAGGUGAAUGGGGAGGAUUGCUUCAUCCUGAAGCUGUGCGCGGACCCUGAGACGCUAAGGGCGCGCAGCGAGGGGCUUGCGGAGAUCAUCCGGCAUGUUCUCUUUGGGUAUUUCAGCCAGAAGACUGGCCUCCUUGUGCAUCUUGAGGAUUCUCACCUCACCAGGAUUCAGUCCACCACCGGAGGGGACGCAGUUUACUGGGAGACCACCAUCAAUUCGUUCAUUGAGGACUACCGCCCGGUGGAGGGUAUAAUGGUUGCGCACGCUGGUCGCUCCGCUGUGACCCUCUUCCGUUUCGGAGAGGUUGCCAUGAGCCACACCAAGACUCGCAUGGAGGAGGCAUGGAGCAUCGAGGAGGUCGCGUUCAAUGUCCCUGGCCUCUCCAUCGAUUGCUUCAUCCCGCCCACCGACAUCAAGUCUGGAUCCAUCAGCGAGACCGUCGAGCUUCCUCAUGGCGAGAAGAGCAAGGUUGGUCUUCUCCAAUGCCAUAGUGCUAAGGUGGCCGCGUUGGAGAAGGCAGACGACAACGUCGCGUGGAGCGGAGCACUGCAGCGAGAUUUCAAGUGAUUUGCUGUCUGUUCAUAGUUGCUUCUUGCAGUGCCAGUGCUACUGACUCAUUUUGAUGGUUGUAGGGUAGCAAGAAAGAGCCAAGGGAGGAUGAUUUGGAGCUUUGCAAAUUCCAAAUGUCCUGUAAAUAGGAAGCUUAAGGAAUUCACAUGGUCUUCCAUAUCCCUGAGGAGGCCUAUUGUGAAGAACCCUUACCUAUCUUAUUCAGAUAUAUGGUAGUAGGUAGUUGUUAGUAACUUCUGGCGUUUUUUUUUGUCGGUGCCUUGUGGAAGAACCAGGAGGGGUGUUUCUCAUCCUGCACCCAACCACAUGGUAAGGGAUCAUGGUGGUGGUGCUGUUCUUUCUCUUAUAGCGAUACUAAUUUAUCGGAGCCCAGCGAGGAAGAAGGGUUUCUUCUCUGGCAAUUGAGAGUGAUUUUAUUCUGAUUUUAGCAGUCCAGUGUGCUUUUGGUUGGUGAUAGUCUCCGGUCAAAACUAACUUUAGGUGAAAGAUUAAGAGUUCUGAAUUGCUGUUGCUCUUUGUUUAGGGUUAUCAUGAUGGGUCUCUGGUUGUUUUUUUCCCUGUCCUUCCUUCACAUCUCUCUUUAUUUAGUAUGAGAUGGUGGUUGUAUUCUACAGAAGUUGAUGUAAGCCAGAACUUCUAAUGAAUAUCAUGGAAUGAAUUGUUUCUUUUUGUGGCUUA
Messenger RNA from Oryza sativa Japonica Group (Japanese rice), 2269 nucleotides. RefSeq lists its product as uncharacterized. Lineage: Eukaryota; Viridiplantae; Streptophyta; Magnoliopsida; Poales; Poaceae. The record is from RefSeq and is a predicted model, not a curated record.